AUGCACUCCAGCGGCAAACAGUUGGACCUGAAUCCUUCCGCCGUCCUGCUCCUGUUCGUCCUUGUUGGGAGUGCUGGUGGAUAUGGGGAUGCCACAUCAACAUCGGCCUUAAGCCUCAGCCGGUCGAAACGCUUGGCCAUUUUCAAUGGCUCGGGCACAAACAAGAUUGUCGUCGGCUUGGCCUUCCCCAUCAAACAGGCGGAUACACUGCAGUCAGUUUGGGGAUUCAUCAACUACCAGGCCCAAUACGUGCCAUCGCCUGUUCCAAUUUACUGGUGGAGUUUCUGGAACACCUCGACAUUCGUUACCACGGCCAGGGAGUGGCGAAAGCAGGUCCAGAGUAGGAUUUUCCAGGACGAGACUCGAAUUUGGCUGUACGAUGUCGUGGAAACGGGCCUGGAGCGGUUCGGAGAUCGGAAUGCAGGCGCCUGUCUGCUCAAAAGUAUCUGUGAGAUAUCUCAACGCCCCUUUAUGCAUGGCAGUAUUUUUGGGGAGAUACUCAAUGCAGUGUUGGUGCCAUCUUUGGACAAUGUUCCUGAAAAGUAUCUGGUGCUAGGAAUGCCGGAAAAGCUGGUGCCAAUUGUUGGAAAACUUAUAGUGAUUGCAGCAAGAAGAUCUGGAACAAACUUAUUCGUAUGGCAAAGAUAA
Drosophila suzukii is the source of this 648-nucleotide messenger RNA. The record is from RefSeq and is a predicted model, not a curated record. NCBI's taxonomy places the organism in Eukaryota, Metazoa, Arthropoda, Insecta, Diptera, Drosophilidae.